AUGCUCUCAGUGGCUGUUCGAAAUUGUCUCCGUUUGUCUGGCAGGCGCUGUCUUUCCCAAGCGCUAAAUCAUGACUCGGAAGCAAAGCUUGCCGACUCUAAGCUUCCGAUGGACGAACAACUUGAUCCAUCGUUCUUUCAAAGUGUUGAGUACUAUGUCGAUAAAGGAGCAAAGGUUCUUGAGCCGAAGCUCAUAGCUGAAAUGAGUGACGCAAAUAUGAGCAGUGAAGAAAAAAAGAUGCUUGUGAAAGGCAUUUUUGCUGCUAUAAAACCAGUGAAUAAAGUUCUGUAUGUGGCCUUUCCUAUCCGACGGGAGGAUGGAAGGUUCGAGAUGAUUGAAGCUUGGCGUGCGCAACACAGUGAGCAUAGGACACCGACAAAGGGAGGCAUCCGGUACUCCACUGACGUUUGUGAAGAUGAAGUGAAAGCACUUUCAGCCUUAAUGACUUACAAGUGUUCAGUUGUUGACGUUCCAUUUGGAGGAGCAAAAGGUGGGGUAAAAAUAGAUCCGAGCAAGUAUUCUUCAUAUGAAAUCGAAAAGAUUACACGACGUAUUGCGGUUGAGUUUGCCAAGAAAGGUUUUUUGGGACCAGGAGUAGACGUACCAGCUCCUGACAUGGGUACUGGAGAGCGAGAGAUGAACUGGAUUGCUGAUACGUACUCACAAACUGUUGGUCAUCUUGUACAUGAUGCGUUUGCUUGCAUAACUGGGAAAUCCAUCGUUGCUGGAGGUAUUCAUGGACGUACGUCAGCCACAGGCCGAGGAGUCUGGAAAGGUUUAGAAGUUUUUCUAAAUAAUGAAGAGUAUAUGUCUAAAAUAAAGAUGCCUACGGGGUUUGACGGGAAAACUUUCAUCAUUCAGGGUUUCGGCAAUGUUGGUUUACAUACUAUGAGGUAUUUCCAUAGAGCUGGAGCGAAAUGUAUAGGUGUGCAGGAAAUCGACUGCGCUUUAUACAAUUCCGAAGGUAUACAUCCAAAAGAACUUGAGAACUGGAAGGAUAAGCAUGGAACGAUUAAAGGUUUCCCUGGCGCGAAGAGCUUUGAGCCAUUUGAUGAGCUCAUGUAUGAAAAGUGUGACAUAUUCGUUCCAGCAGCUUGUGAGAAGGUCAUUCACAAAGGAAAUGCGAGUAAAAUAAAAGCGAGGGUAAUUGCUGAGGCAGCUAAUGGUCCAACUACACCAGCUGCUGACAAGAUUUUGCUGGCUAGGGGUGACUGUCUUUUGGUCCCAGAUUUAUUUGUUAAUAGUGGUGGUGUUACUGUAUCUUACUUUGAGUGGCUGAAAAACCUCAAUCAUGUAAGCUUCGGCCGCUUGACUUUCAAAUAUGAACGGGACUCCAAUUACCAUCUUUUAGACAGUGUACAGGAGUCAUUGAAAAGAUCAUUAAAUAAAGAAGUAAAGAUUGAGCCAUCUGCUGCAUUUUAUGCAAGGAUAGCUGGCGCCUCAGAAAAGGAUAUAGUGCACUCAGGAUUGGAAUAUACGAUGCAAAAAUCAGGAGAAGCAGUUAUCCAGACUGCACACAAGUAUGAUUUGGGACUUGACUUAAGGACGGCAGCUUACGUCAAUUCUUUAGAGAAGAUCUAUAGGACGUACAGAACCUUGGGUUUCACAUUUACCUGA
Molecule: messenger RNA, 1617 nt
Organism: Enterobius vermicularis (human pinworm)
Lineage: Eukaryota; Metazoa; Nematoda; Chromadorea; Rhabditida; Oxyuridae
Source: the annotation of a GenBank genome assembly